AUGAAGUGGGCAAUUUGUUAUAUUAACAAUCAAUUUACCGCAGGGGCGAAUAGUACACAACGAGUCGAAAGUUUUAAUAGAAAGAUUCAUGAUAGUGUUAAGGCGAAUUCAUCACUAAUGACUCUUGUUAAGAAAAUUCAAGAUCUGCUUGAUCAGGAAUCUGAAUAUACUUGUGUUAAAGAGUAUAGAAGUCAAGUACUAAUGGUUAGACUUGCGACUAUACCAAAAACCUUUUUUAACUCCUUAACUAUUAUUGUAGAUGAGUAUCUAACAGAACCCGUGUCAAUAUGCGUUUGUAAACAAAUGCAAGAAUGCUUUUUUUAUGACACUUAUAAGCUUGAUAUUAUCGAUUUGA
Messenger RNA from Racocetra fulgida, 355 nucleotides. The record is from the annotation of a GenBank genome assembly. Lineage: Eukaryota; Fungi; Glomeromycota; Glomeromycetes; Diversisporales; Gigasporaceae.